Messenger RNA from Penicillium cosmopolitanum, 459 nucleotides. RefSeq lists its product as uncharacterized. The transcript has a single exon. The record is from RefSeq and is a predicted model, not a curated record. Lineage: Eukaryota; Fungi; Ascomycota; Eurotiomycetes; Eurotiales; Aspergillaceae. The coding region runs from base 1 to 459 and encodes 152 amino acids.
AUGGCGGAGACUCUUGGCCUGGUUGCCAAUAUUGCGGCAGUCGUCCAACUAGCAGCUGAGAUCACAAAGCUGAGCUAUGGAUACAUUCGCGAAGUGAAAAAUGCGCCCAAGGUACAAAAACAGUACCUGCAAGAGGUUUCAGGGCUCAUGGACGUUCUCUUUCGUGUCGAGCAAGUUAUCAUGGAAGCCGAUUCAUUUGAGGCUCUCCCAACCCCGCCUGAUUCUCUAAAUGACGAGGCCUUGAAAAAUUGCCACGCUGAGCUCUCGAAACUUCAGUUGGAACUAUUAAAAAAAAAGUCACGGCUGAUCAGGCCCUUUCAAGAUCGGGAGCUGCGACCCCAAAUUGACAUGCUGCACAAAUUCCGAGAGAAUUUCGCUACUUAUCUCUCUUCUUGCAUUCUGUGCGGCCCCACCUUCGAAAUAAAUCGAUCGCAACUAAUGCAGUACUGGGUAUUUUGA